AUGACCUUGGUUAAAUUGUCUAAAGAACGCUUGCAGAACAUGAGAGAUUCUAAAUGGCCAUCAUUUCUUGAAGAUGUUAACUCAUUUUGUCGUAAACACGAUAUAUCGAUCAUUCAGAUGGAUGAGGAUUAUGUACCUCCAGGGAGAUCACGGCGAUACGGACAGGUAAUAAAAAAUUUACAUCAAUAUCAAGUUGAAUUAUUUUAUGUUUGCAUAGAUAAACAACUUGCUGAACUCAACAAUCGCUUUGAUGAAAUGAAUAUGGAAUUACUUGUUUGUAUGUCGUGCCUAAACCCGAAGAAUGAUUUUGUUGCUUUUGAUACCAAGAAUUUGGUUCGUCUUGCCGAAUUUUAUCCUGAUGACUUCUCAGAGCAAGAACGCAUGGACCUUGAAAAUCAACUCGAGGUUUAUGAAAUGGAUAUGAAAUCCAAUGAUGUAUUUAAAGAGUUAAAUGAAAUUAGCAGUCUAUCUAAGAAAUUGGUUGAGACUGGGAAGGAUGUUGUAUAUAAUUGGGUGUAUAAGCUUAUAAAGUUAUCACUAAUCUUACCAGUUGCUACCGCUGCGGUUGAAAGAGCUUUUUCUGCAAUGAACAUUGUCAAAUCUCGCCUACGGAAUCGAAUGGGGAUGAAUGGUUAA
This is a messenger RNA of Papaver somniferum (opium poppy), 636 nucleotides long. RefSeq lists its product as uncharacterized. NCBI's taxonomy places the organism in Eukaryota, Viridiplantae, Streptophyta, Magnoliopsida, Ranunculales, Papaveraceae. The record is from RefSeq and is a predicted model, not a curated record. Gene Ontology annotation, molecular function: protein dimerization activity. Bases 1 to 636 code for a protein of 211 amino acids. The transcript has a single exon.